This is a messenger RNA of Marmota monax (woodchuck), 2723 nucleotides long. RefSeq names its product acyl-CoA synthetase medium chain family member 5 (gene Acsm5). The coding region runs from base 174 to 1913 and encodes 579 amino acids. NCBI's taxonomy places the organism in Eukaryota, Metazoa, Chordata, Mammalia, Rodentia, Sciuridae. The record is from RefSeq and is a predicted model, not a curated record. The transcript has 14 exons. Gene Ontology annotation, cellular component: mitochondrial matrix. Gene Ontology annotation, biological process: fatty acid biosynthetic process; acyl-CoA metabolic process. Gene Ontology annotation, molecular function: fatty acid ligase activity; fatty-acyl-CoA synthase activity.
CUGCCCUCUCUUGGCUCCCUCUGGGGCCAAAGUUCCCUGCGAGAGUUUGAGUCAGCAACUUGCUUGAAAAAGGAAUUGCUAAGGGCUCUCAGGUCUACCCUUUAGCAAGAGCAGAACACAGGUGCCUUCUGCAUUUCCUGGGUCCAAGAACAAGGCAAGAGGCUACAGACGACAUGAGGCUGUGGCUGAGAUGCAGGGUCCUCCAGGUGCUCAAGAGCUCCCGGGGAUUCUGCGGAUCUCAUGGGCACCUGUCACCUCUCCCUGCCUCUCAGAAGAUCGUGGGCACAUGGGAAGCCAUCAGUCUGGGGAGGCAGCCGGUGCCCGAGUACUUCAACUUUGCCCAUGACGUGCUGGAUGUGUGGAGUCAGCUGGAGAAGGCUGGGCACCGGCCCCCGAAUCCUGCAUUCUGGUGGGUGGAUGGUAAAGGCGCGGAGGUCAAGUGGAGCUUUGAGGAGCUAGGACAUUGGUCCAGGAAGGCAGCCAACAUCCUGGCGAGCACGUGUGGCUUGCAGCCCGGGGACAGAAUGAUGCUGGUGCUUCCACGGCUUCCAGAGUGGUGGCUGGCCAGCGUGGCUUGCAUGCGGACAGGUGUUGUCAUGAUUCCUGGCGUCUCCCAGCUGACGGAGAAGGACCUCAAGUACCGGCUGCAGACAUCCAGGGCCAAGUCCAUUAUCACCAGUGACGCCCUGGCUCCGCAGGUGGACGCCAUCAGUGCUGACUGCCCCUCCCUCCGGGUCAAGCUCCUGGUGUCGGACAGCGGUCGCCCAGGCUGGAUGAACUUCAGGGAACUCCUGCGAGAGGCAUCUGCAGAGCACACGUGUGUGCAGACCAAGAGUCGAGAUGCCCUGGCCAUCUACUUCACCAGCGGAACUACCGGGAACCCCAAGAUGGUUGAGCACUCCCAGAGCAGCUAUGGGCUGGGCUUUGUGGCCAGUGGAAGGCAGUGGGUGGCCUUGACCGAAUCAGACAUCUUCUGGAACACCACCGACACUGGUUGGGUGAAGGCAGCCUGGACUCUCUUCUCUGCUUGGUCUAAUGGAUCUUGUAUUUUUGUGCACGAACUGCCUCGGGUUAACGCCAAAGUCAUCCUAAAUACUCUCUCCAAGUUCCCGAUAACCACCCUUUGCUGUGUCCCAACCAUCUUCCGCCUGCUUGUACAGGAGGAUCUGACAAGAUACCAGUUUCACAGCCUGAGGCACUGUUUGACUGGAGGAGAGGCCCUCAACCCUGAUGUGAGGGAGAAAUGGAAGAACCAGACGGGCCUGGAGCUUUACGAAGGCUAUGGACAGUCCGAAACAGUUGUAAUCUGUGCCAAUCCGAGAGGCUCCACCAUCAAGGCUGGGUCCAUGGGGAAAGCCUCCCCACCUUACGACGUGCAGAUUGUGGAUGACGAGGGCCACAUCCUGUCCCCAGGAGAAGAGGGGAAUAUCGCUGUGCGCGUCAGACCCACCCGGCCCUUCUGUUUCUUCAACUGCUAUCUGGACAAUCCCGAGAAGACGGCGGCCUCAGAACGAGGAGACUUCUACAUCACAGGGGACCGAGCCCACAUGGACAAGGACGGCUACUUUUGGUUCAUGGGAAGAAGCGAUGAUGUGAUCAACUCUUCGAGCUACCGAAUUGGACCUGUGGAGGUGGAGAGCGCGCUUGCCGAGCACCCCGCUGUGCUGGAGUCUGCCGUGGUCAGCAGCCCAGACCCCACCCGGGGGGAGGUGGUAAAGGCGUUUAUAGUUCUUUCUCCCACCUACUCCUCUCACGACCCAGAAGCACUAACCCGGGAACUCCAGGAGCAUGUGAAAAGGGUGACCGCCCCCUACAAGUACCCCAGGAAGGUGGCUUUUGUUUCAGAACUGCCGAAGACAGUUUCUGGAAAGAUCCAAAGGAGUAAACUGAGGAGCCAAGAAUGGGGGAGAUGAGGUGCCACCCCAGAAAGGCCCCAGAAGGACCUGGUGGGGUCACUGGUCAGCCCCUGCUUGGAGCAUCGUCCUGACAACUUCACAGACAUCAACGACACUCAGCUUCCAAGGGGGCAUCUCCAGAACCACUGGAUACUCCUAGAAACAACAGAGAACGUCACUGACCCAGAGCACAGAGCCAGGCCCGGUCUAGCAGGGCUCAGCGGCUCAGGUCCCCCUCUGUCCAGCUGUUCUCGGCAUCUUCCUGAAGUGGCACCCCCUUUGUCCACAGAAAAGCCCUCUUAACCAGGGCUGAUUUUAGGACUGUCAGCAAAAGAGUUCAAUGUAGAUAAACUUCCUAUUUUCAUGUCGCCCUGUUUACUUGGCCACUGACCGAGAAGAUACCAGCACUCCAGGUGCUGGACACCCCCUGACUAGUUUUUCACAAACAUAUCCAGUAUAGUAGUUUGUAGAAAUAUGCAAAUAAGGCCUCUGGCCUUGAGCUGGGCUUCCCAGAGAUGUCUACAUUUUUAAGAGAAGUUACAACUGGGCUCCAUGGUAACAGCUGGCAGGGGGAGGAAAGAAAGGGGAGAAGAAGCUCUCCCCUUCUCAGGUGUUGUCCUUGAAGGGUUAACUUGCCCAGAACAGUGAAAGAAAAAGCUGCUUUUAUGUGAACUUCUGCAGACUGGGAACUUCUGAGCCCCUCCCCUUACACGCUGGGUAGAAAACUCUGAAACUCCCUGAACUCGGGGUUCAGGAGAUUGAUUGAUUACAGCAAAAGCUGUGCCCCCUGAACCUGGCUGCAGCCAAAUAAAACCGUUUCCUGCUGUC